UAUUGACCUGCGGUUUGGACGUGUAGUCAAGCUGGUAUCAGCGCGUGCACCGCUGUCUGACCAAUAGGAAGCGCUGUUGCUAGGCUCUGCGUAGCUGUCCAAUGGAAAGCAUCGUUCUCGGCCCAGGCGAUGAGGGCAGGGUCGGAUGUUGGAUGGGUUUCGGCUCCAAAUACUAGAAGUUAGUUUUCAGUUUGCGGCUUUAAUUGAUUGAGGAUUUCUGGAGUGUGGUGUGUGUUGAUAGAGAUAGAGAUAGAGAUAGUAAUGGGGGGCAGCAGCAGCUCCAGACACAUCUCAAUGGAGUCUGAGGACGCAGAAGGGCUGGUGUUUGUGAAGGGCAUUCGGUGAAUCUGCUGUGAUCAUGGCUGGGAGUGUUCAAUGUUUUUUUUUAAUCAUGUAUUUUACACUGGAAAGGGUCCAUGGCUGCAAAAAACUGACAGAUAGAGUGGUUGAUCGUAUGAGGGAGCCUCCACCAGUACAGCGUCCUCAGUCCAAAAGCUUAACAUGUCCUCCAAUGGCUCAGCCUUUAAAUCCUCAGAAUAAGACCUUGGCCCCUACUGAUGUUUUGGCACCGAUAUUGUCCAAUCCUCCUUCUUAUGCCAGCGCACUGGUACCACCACCUCUGCAGGAGCCCAUCAGUCCCCUUGUUCCUCUUGUGUCAGUGAGUCCGGAGACUCCAGCACCACCUACAUACACACCAACUGUUGAAGCAGUUCCCUCAGUCACUCAUACUGCACCUGAGUCUGUGCCUGCUCCCGUGGCUUCGGUUCAGGAACAUGUAGCAAUAUCCACGCUUACUGACUCUGUACCUCCAGGUCCACCUGCUGAAUCCUUACCAAUAACCGCAUCUCCAUUAACUUUCACUGAGCCUGCGGUCAUGCCUCUACCUUCUGAACCUGUACCUGUAGUAUUGUCACCUUCUACUGUGGACUGUUCUCCACUUCCACCUACAAUUACUGAUACUGUGACAACUGCUCCACCUAGUGAACUCAUAGCCAUACCUGUUGAAGCCCCAGCAAUGCCAUUAACUGAUGAUGUGAUCACAGCUCCACCUGUUGAAGCCAUACCCUUGCUUACCACUGUUGAACCCAUUGACAUAGCUGUGGAAUCAUCUGCCCCAUCUACACCUACUCUGAACCUAGAUACAACUAUUCCUGUUGAACAAAUAGAGUUGCCUACAACACCUACCUCUGAGCUGGUGGCUGAGACUGAAAUGAAAAUUUCACCUGAUACACAGCUCCCAGGUCUCAUUGAAUCAGUGGAAAUUUCAACAGACAUGCCACAUGAAUUUGUUGAGCCCAAGGACUUGCCCAGCAACCUGAAAGAGCUGCUGCCUCCUCUGCCCUCUUCUGCUCUAUCUGUGCCCUGUGAAUUUCCCUCAUUGGGGCAGAUCAGAUGCCCUCCCAAUGAAGAGACCCCGGUUCCAACACCUGUUGUUAAACCAGCCGUUGCACCUGUACUGCCUCCCAUAACUGAAACAGCGGGCCCACUUACUUCUCCACAGGCUGUCGUCAAUGAGGAAGACCUGAGGAAGCAGAUCAGAGAGGAACUGCAGAAAUUCCUGCAAGAAGAGAUGAAUAUGGCACAGAUUAAGCUCCAGCAACAGUUGAAGAAGGAGAAAGCUAAGGCUGAGGUAGAAGCUUAUUCCAAAGCUCAACAGCAGAUCCAGGCAGAGGUUCAGAAGAUGCUGGAGAAAGAGCAGCUAACCCUUCAGCAGACUCUAAAAGAUGUUAUUAUGCACAAGAACAUUCAGGAUGAGCAGCUUGCAAGACAGUAUUAUUGGAUGGAGAGAAAGAUUCAGAAGCUGGAAGAAAAGGAGAGAGACCUGGCAAAGCAGGACCGUGUACAAAGCAUGUACAUGGAGCAGAUAGCCAAGCUUGAGGAGAAGACUGCACAGUUCACCAGAGUCACAGCAGAGAGCUUCAAAAAGGGUCUGGAGGAAACCCACAAACGUUUCAAGAGAUACCAGAUUAAGCCAGUUUGCUCAGAGCUACAAAGUGAGAUUUUGAAAUGUUAUUUGCAAAAUACAGGCCAGAUUUUGACAUGCUCCAGUAUUGCCUCACAGUACGUGAAGUGUGUGAACAAUGCUAAACAGAAUGGUGAGAAGAAGGUGAGCACAGGAGGUUAAACCUGUUUCCAGGAUGAGCACUACUCUUUUAUUUAUUUAUUUAUUUAUAUAUAUAUAUAUAUAUAUAUAUAUAUAUAUAUAUAUAUAUAUAUAUAUAUAUAUAUAUAUAUAUAUAUAUAUAUAUACACACAGUAUCUCACAAAAGUGAGUACACCCCUCACAUUUUUGUAAAUAUUUGAUUAUCUCUUUCCAUGUGACAACACUGAAGAACUGACACUUUGCUACAAUGUAAAGUAGUGAGUGUACAGCUUGUGUAACAGUGUAAAUUUGCUGUCCCCUCAAAAUAACUCAACACACAGCCAUUAAUGUCUAAACCGCUGGCAACAAAAGUGAGUACACCCCUGAAGUGAAAGAGUACUCACUUUUGUUGCCAGCGGUUUAGACAUUAAUGGCUGUGUGCUGAGUUAUUUUGAGGGGACAGCAAAUUUACACUGUUACACAAGCUGUACACUCACUACUUUACAUUGUAGCAAAGUGUCAUUUCUUCAGUGUUGUCACAUGAAAAGAUAUAAUCAAAUAUUUACAAAAAUGUGAGGGGUGUACUCACUUAUGUGAGAUACUGUGUGUGUGUGUGUGUGUGUGUGUGUGUGUAUAUGUAUGUAUGUAUGUAUGUAUGUAUGUAUGUAUAUGUGUGUGUGUAUAUAUAUAUAUAUAUAUAUAUAUAUAUAUAUAUAUAUAUAUAUAUAUAAUAUAUAUAUAUAAUCAGAGACAAGACGAGCAUUACAAGCGAGUCCGCGCAGUUUUGCAAGAUCCUGCCUUCAGUCAAGUUGCGUUGUUGUUACUAUAUGGAAAAUGUUUAUAGAGUUCAUAAACAAAUCACUGUGCCUUGAUUCUAAAGACUAUUUUGUUACUUCUAGAGAUCUCUAAGAUAUUGCUUGUGAAGGAAGAACAUGAAAUACCCCCAUGAAAUAGUCAACAGUGUUCUCGUCUCUUUGCUUGUGAAGUUGUGAAGAUGCGUGUCAUUUGCAAUUUAAAUGCUGUGAGUGGGAGUGAGUGUGGAGCUGACCUGUAUUUCAGAGGAAGACCUCUGCCAAGUCAUAAACGUCUUUCAAAAUUUGUCCACAA
Ictalurus punctatus (channel catfish) is the source of this 3190-nucleotide messenger RNA. It is a transcript of the gene chchd3b, whose product is annotated as coiled-coil-helix-coiled-coil-helix domain containing 3b. The transcript has 10 exons. Gene Ontology annotation, biological process: inner mitochondrial membrane organization. Bases 359 to 2125 code for a protein of 588 amino acids. NCBI's taxonomy places the organism in Eukaryota, Metazoa, Chordata, Actinopteri, Siluriformes, Ictaluridae. Gene Ontology annotation, cellular component: mitochondrion; MICOS complex. The record is from RefSeq and is a predicted model, not a curated record.